AGAUUUUGCAACAUGGCAUUGUUAGGUUCGUAUUUAAUCUUAAAGACCCUCCAAAAGAACGUUAUCAAUAUCAUCAUCUUCCUUUUUCCUCUUAUUAUUAUUAUUAUUAUUAUAAUUUCAUUCCAUGUGAAGCAGCUGCUACUCACUCAUUAUUGUUCCUCUCUUCUUUACCCAGGAAAAUAUUAUCCUUACGUCGAAAUAAAAAAAGGGCAGCAUUACUAAGUGGAAGCAUAAUAAAGCAUUAGUAUGGGAAGUAAGUGGAUGGCAUUUGAAACAAACAAUAAGACUAAUACAACAACUGAAAUCGUACAUGAUGAAGCUAGUAUGGCUAAAAGGGCAGCUGAAUGGGGACUAGAAUUGGUACCGGCAGAAGAAGGAGAAGCGACGUCGUCGAAAUCGAAUGUGGUGGUUCGAAUCUCAGGGGAUGUCAGCCAAAGCAAGGAUUCGUCGGAGAGGGUAAACGUCGAGUCGAGAAUGUCGGAUGAUUCAAGUUCUAGAAGAACAUCUUCGGAAAACUUUCCUAGAGUGUCACAAGAGUUGAAAGAAGCAUUAGGCAGUUUGCAACAAACUUUUGUGGUUUCUGACGCUUCUAAACCUGAUUGCCCUAUUUUGUAUGCUAGUAGUGGGUUUUUUACUAUGACGGGAUACUCUUCUAAGGAAGUUAUUGGACGCAAUUGUCGAUUUUUGCAGGGUCCAGAAACAGACCAAAACGAGGUGGAGAAGAUAAGAAAGGCAGUGAAAAAUGGAUCCAGUUAUUGUGGAAGGUUGUUGAACUACAAGAAGGAUGGUACUCCUUUCUGGAACCUUCUUACUGUCACCCCUAUUAGGGAUGAUCAAGGUCGUGUCAUCAAAUUUAUUGGAAUGCAGGUUGAGGUCAGUAAAUUCACGGAGGGAAUAAAUGACAAGGCAUUACGUCCUAAUGGCUUGCCUAAGUCAUUGAUCCGCUAUGAUGCUCGUCAGAAGGAAGCGGCCAUAGGUUCAAUAAUAGAGGUCGUUCAGACUGUGAAGCAGCCUCGCUCUGUUAGUCAAUCUCUAACUAUGAGUAGUAAGGAUGCUGACAAGGGAGAGGUCGCCGGGAAGUUAGAUCUCGACCUGCUGCCCAAAUCUGCAGAAAUUUACAAUAUGGGAACUCCAGGCAGCUUGUCAACUCCCGGUAGGCUGUCAACUCCCGGUAGGCUGACACCUCAAUCUGAUGACUUUAGUAAAGAUGGAGACAAAGGCUCUAGAAAAUCAGCACGCAUUUCCUUAUUGGGGUUUAAAGGGAGAUCUUCAGCAAAGCAUGAACGACAACCAAGUCUUGAGCCGGAAUUUCUGAUGCCAAAAGACAUAGACCCUGCUGACAGUUGGGAUCGUGCAGAAAGAGAAAGGGAUAUAAGACAAGGAAUUGAUCUAGCCACAACAUUGGAACGUAUUGAGAAGAAUUUUGUGAUAUCAGAUCCAAGGCUUCCAGAUAAUCCAAUUAUAUUUGCAUCUGAUAGCUUUCUUGAAUUGACGGAGUAUACAAGAGAAGAAAUUUUGGGAAGAAACUGUAGGUUCCUUCAGGGACCCGAGACAGAUCAAGCCACUGUCCAAAAAAUACGAGAUGCUAUUAGGGAGCAGCGGGAUAUUACAGUUCAGUUAAUUAAUUACACUAAAAGUGGGAAGAAGUUUUGGAACCUGUUUCAUUUGCAACCCAUGCGAGAUCAGAAGGGGGAGUUGCAAUAUUUUAUAGGUGUGCAACUAGAUGGAAGUGAUCAUGUUGAACCAUUACGCAAUCGCUUGUCAGAGCAAACAGAACAACAAAGUGCUAAAUUGGUGAAAGCUACUGCAGAAAAUGUUGAUGAAGCUGUUCGGGAACUUCCUGAUGCCAACUUGAGGCCAGAAGACCUCUGGGCAAUUCAUUCAGUACCAGUCUACCCAAGACCUCAUAAGAGAGGCUCCUCCUCUUGGAAUGCAAUCCAAAAGAUUACUGCAGCUGGUGAAAAAAUUAAUCUGGAUCAUUUUAAGCCAAUAAAACCAUUGGGUUGUGGUGAUACUGGCAGUGUUCAUUUGGUGGAGCUAAAAGGAACAGGAGAAUUGUUUGCGAUGAAGGCAAUGGAGAAAGAUGUCAUGAUUAAUCGUAAUAAGGUUCAUCGUGCUUGUAUUGAACGGGAAAUUAUCUCUUUGCUGGAUCAUCCAUUCCUUCCUACAUUAUAUGCUUCUUUUCAGACUUCUACACAUGUUUGUCUGAUAACGGACUUCUGCCCUGGUGGAGAGUUAUUUGCUUUGCUUGACAAACAACCAUUGAAAAUAUUUAAAGAAGAUUCAUCCAGGUUCUAUGCGGCAGAGGUUGUAAUUGGAUUGGAGUAUCUUCAUUGUUUAGGUAUUAUAUACCGUGACUUGAAGCCUGAAAAUAUACUGUUACAGAAGGAUGGGCAUGUCGUUUUGACUGACUUUGACCUUUCAUUCUUGACUGUCUGCAAACCUCAUAUAAUAAAACCUCCACAACCAAAGAAACGAAGAUCUCGUAGUCAACCACCUCCUACAUUUGUAGCAGAGCCAGUUACUCAGUCUAACUCAUUUGUUGGAACUGAGGAGUACAUUGCUCCUGAAGUUAUUACUGGAGCAAGCCAUACUAGCGCUAUCGACUGGUGGGCUUUAGGCAUAUUGUUGUAUGAGAUGCUUUAUGGACGUACUCCUUUCCGAGGGAAGAACAGACAAAAGACAUUUGCGAACAUCUUGCACAAAGACCUCACUUUUCCAAGUAGCAUUCCGGUAAGCCUCCAAGCAAGACAGUUAAUCUAUGCCCUAUUAAGUAGGGAUCCUGCUACCAGGUUGGGAUCCCAAGGGGGAGCCACUGAAAUAAAAGAGCAUCCUUUUUUCCGUGGAAUAAACUGGCCUCUGAUUCGUUGCAUGGAUCCACCGUCCUUGGAUGCGCCUCUUCAACUAAUUAAAAAAGAUCCAAAUGCGAAGGAAGUUAAAUGGGAUGACGAUGGAGUCCUUGCUUCUCCAAUGGACUUAUUCUAGCAGGCACAUCGGAGAAGCUCAUGUCAUAGGAGAAGAAAUCGUACGAUUGAAUAAAAGUUUUGAGAUAAUGUACAUAGAGGAAGAGGUACAUACUGAAGUAGGAUGUUUAGUGUUGUUUUUAUUUCCAGUUAAUCAUACUUUUGUAUAUGUAUAUUCAUAUUCAUUUCUGUUCAAAAACAAUCUAACAUUGUAAACUCAAAGAUCUCCUCUUCCAAGUUCCAUGUAAGUUAUGAUGUAGAAUUUUUUCAUCUCCUAA
Molecule: messenger RNA, 3241 nt
Organism: Amaranthus tricolor (Joseph's coat)
Lineage: Eukaryota; Viridiplantae; Streptophyta; Magnoliopsida; Caryophyllales; Amaranthaceae
Product: phototropin-2
Exons: 24
Coding region: 247-2985 (912 amino acids)
Biological process (GO): protein phosphorylation
Cellular component (GO): nucleus; plasma membrane; cytoplasm
Molecular function (GO): protein serine/threonine kinase activity; ATP binding
Source: RefSeq, a predicted model, not a curated record